AUGGGUGCUGCUGGAUCAGCAGAUGACAUUAAUGCUAUGGAAAUUCACCACUGGUACACAAAGUUUAUGAAGGAGUGCCCAUCCGGACAGCUUUGCCUGCAUGAAUUUAAACAUGUCCUGGAUCUACACGGACUUACUCCUGAAGCUAACAACUAUGUUGAACAAGUAUUUCACACAUUUGACAUGAAUAAGGACGGAUUUAUAGACUUCUUGGAGUUCAUAGCUGCCAUAAAUUUGGUUAUACGAGGGAAAAUUGACCAAAAAUUGAAAUGGUAUUUCAAGCUAUACGAUGCUGAUGGAAACGGAUGCAUUGACAAAAAAGAACUAUUAAGCAUAUUCAGGGCUAUCCAGGCUAUUAAUGGCUACACCAACAUGACUGCUGAAGAGUUCACAAACAUGAUAUUUCAGAAGAUAGAUGUGAACAAUGACGGGGAACUGACUUUAGAAGAGUUUAUCAAUGGUGUGGAAAAAGACGAGGACCUAAUGGAAUUGAUUACAAAAAGUUUUGACCUUUCCAACGUACUCAAAGUCAUACAGAACGGCAGGAGAAACAGUGUCUGA
Molecule: messenger RNA, 561 nt
Organism: Poecile atricapillus (Black-capped chickadee)
Lineage: Eukaryota; Metazoa; Chordata; Aves; Passeriformes; Paridae
Gene: GUCA1C
Product: guanylate cyclase activator 1C
Exons: 4
Coding region: 1-561 (186 amino acids)
Molecular function (GO): calcium sensitive guanylate cyclase activator activity; calcium ion binding
Source: RefSeq, a predicted model, not a curated record